AUGGCUGGGGCUGCUGUACAUUGUCUGUCUUCUUGCUGGGGCUUGCCUCGCAAAUUCAAGACCCUAUCCCUCAAUGGUUCUUCUUCUUCUCAGCCAAAUUCGGCUCCAACGAAGAAGCCGGAUUCAGCUGCAAAAAGGGCUCGUCAAGCCGAGAAAAGGCGUGUCUACAACAAAGCUCGGAAAUCUGAAAUUAGAACUCGGAUGAAGAAGGUGACCCGUUUUGUUUUUCAAAUUGUGUAUUCACUGGUUCGCAUGCCUUUUCAUUUUCGAUGUGUGCAAAUUGAGCCUAUUUGUACCGUUCAGCAUUGGAUUCCUUAUAUUAUCUAGAUGUUCGUUUCACGUUAUGCGUUUUGCUUCAAAGUGUGGCUACGCGGGUGUGUGCGUGUAUGUGUUGUGAUUGUAUUAUCUUCUUGUUGCUUCAUACUUUUAUAGGUUGCAAAUACAUCAAUUGGUUUUGAUUUGAAAUGAUGAAGCAUGUAUUUAUUUUGGGGACUCAGCGGUUUUCUUACUCAAAUGUUGUGCUUUUAGGUUGUGUUUACCCCGGGAUUAUAGCUAGUUUCUUAGUGGAAUGCAGAUGAGUGUUUAAAUGAAUUUUGCAAGGGAAAUAUGCUGAUGUAUUAUGGAUGUAGCAUUGCUCGCAAAAUUGUCAUCAUGAUAGGAAUUCCUUUUUAUCAUCAAUAGUUGCUUUAAUAGCAGAAUCUAGAGAACUAUUUUGUAUAUUGGGAGAGGGAGCUCCUACUUUGUUGUUUGAGUUUAACAAUGCGAACAUUGGGAUGAUUAAAUAGACAACAAUCACACAAAUUCCCACCACAAUGACACAUCUUCAUUUAGGUUGUGAACACUUAAAUGGGAAUAGGAAAAUUGGAUGUGAUGUUUUCUGACAAUAUUUGCCACAAUAAAAAUAUGGCUUUACAAGAUGUUUUUGCUAUAUAACACUAGGUUAGACUAUAUAUAAUCUUCAUGAUAUUGAUAAUUUGAUUUCCAUCACUACAAGAGAAUAUCCUUCACCAAGAAUAGGUGGAUUGGAACCAAGAAAUUGUAGAAUUUUGCCAAAAUGACUGAAAUCACAAAAAAUAAAAAGGAAAAUAUUUGGUGUGAAAGUUGGAUUCACAAUUUAAAUACUUGAAGUAGUUUCUAUCUUGUAUCAGUUUCUCUUAAAAUAUCAAAGGGAUGUUCUCACAUUCUGAUGGACAUUAAAGUUGUGGCCUCACUUCCACCUUUCUAGGUAGAAAAUGUGAGCUUACUCUUUGUUGUGGCUAUCUAGAAACAUAAUUAUCAAAUCG
Ilex paraguariensis (yerba mate) is the source of this 1283-nucleotide messenger RNA. The record is from the annotation of a GenBank genome assembly. Lineage: Eukaryota; Viridiplantae; Streptophyta; Magnoliopsida; Aquifoliales; Aquifoliaceae.